Lodderomyces elongisporus is the source of this 2520-nucleotide messenger RNA. RefSeq names its product ssDNA-dependent ATPase (gene MGS1). The record is from RefSeq and is a predicted model, not a curated record. Gene Ontology annotation, molecular function: DNA binding; ATP binding; enzyme activator activity. Bases 1 to 2520 code for a protein of 839 amino acids. Gene Ontology annotation, cellular component: nucleus. The transcript has a single exon. NCBI's taxonomy places the organism in Eukaryota, Fungi, Ascomycota, Pichiomycetes, Serinales, Debaryomycetaceae. Gene Ontology annotation, biological process: DNA-templated DNA replication; DNA repair; DNA synthesis involved in DNA repair.
AUGGAUUCAGUCUGUCCCAUUUGUAACAAAGCCUUUCCCAUAAGGUUGUUAGAGCGACAUGUUAAUAAUUGUCUUGAUAACCAAGUAUCCAAAGAAGGCAAUGACGAUGUGGUACUGGAUAAGAAUUUGUCUCUAGAAUUAGGAGAUCGGAGGUCAAAGAAACGAAGCGUGUUUAGCGCAUUGGGAUUGAGAUCGGCGAACCAGCCUCUGCUGCUCCUGCUGCAACAACAACAACAACAACAACAACAACAGCAGCAGCAGCAGCAGAAUCAACCAUCCUCACAGACCAAAAGAUUUAAACCGGAAUCUAAGAAAUCAGAGACUAAUAAGAGUCGGCAGACAAUACACGAAAAUACGUUCAAGAUUGCUCAAUCCCACCAACACAAAGAGCAAAGUCAAGAUGGUGGCCACACUGAGGAAAUUCUGCGAUUGUUGGAACAAAGCGCAGGUGAAACAUACGUGGAAACGAAUGCUGUUGCAUUAGCCAAUGAAAGACGCGACAAGCAAAAGGAAAUGGCCGAGUUGAAGCGAAGAGCGGCGACGCCAUUGGCACACAGGGUGCGACCAAAAACUCUUGAUGAUUUCAUCGGACAAGAGAAACUUGUAGGCGAAAACGCACCCUUGAGGAACUUAAUUCAAGCGGAUUUGAUUCCUUCGUUUCUUUUGUGGGGUCCACCUGGUUGUGGAAAGACAACUAUAGCACGGAUAAUCGCCAAAUCAACAGAUUACAGGUAUGUUGAGCUCUCUGGCGCAGACAGUAAUGCCAAGAGCUUAAAAGAUGCAUUCACUCAAGCCGACAAUUUAAAAAAACUAACUGGCCAGCGCACAAUACUAUUUCUUGAUGAAAUACAUCGUUACAACAAGGCGGUUCAGGAUUUGCUAUUGCCGGUGAUUGAGCGGGGUACUUGUACAGUUAUUGGUGCCACAACGGAGAAUCCGUCGUUUAACUUGAAUAAUGCAUUGCUCUCACGCUUGCACACUUUUGUCAUGGAACCGUUAACUACAACAGCUGUUGUGAGAAUUUUGCAUCGUGCUUUAUAUGAUAUAAACCAAUUGAGAAAGAAUUUGUUUCAACUACACUACAUGACUCUUGAAAAUGGGGCUUUUACUUAUAUAGCCGAACUAUGUAUGGGUGAUUCGAGGGUGGCGUUGAAUAUUCUUGAGACAGUGAAUGCUUAUUUAUCCUCAGCCAAAUUUAAGACAGAGUUGCAAACUAAAGUAGCACAGGAAACAAAGCCACAGGAAGAACAGGCGAGGGACGAGAAAGUUGAAGAUCGGCAUCAUGGACGAGAGGGACGAGGGAAUCAUGAAGAAGAGGGUUUGACAACACCCAAGCAAGGCGUGAUUAAAGUGAGCGAGUAUUUACUCAGACAGAUACUCCAAACACGAAACUUUCAUCAAUUGUAUGAUAGAAACGGUGAUGGUCAUUAUGACGUCAUAAGUGCGUUCCACAAGUCUGUACGAGGCUCUAAUGCGGAUGCUGCGAUAUUUUAUUUAGUGAAAAUGCUUUCCGGAGGAGAGGACCCUUUGUUCAUAUUGCGUAGGAUGAUUGUGAUUGCCAGCGAAGAUAUCGGGUUAAGAGACAGUUCUUGUCUUCCCUUUAUGGUAGCCGCUAAGGAAGCUGUUGAGUUUGUUGGUAUGCCAGAGGGUGAGAUUAUUUUGGCUCAUUGCGCUAAUAAAUUAGCUAGAGCACCAAAAUCGACCAAAUCGUAUCGUUCUUUGAGAACAGCACAGGCAUAUAUACAAGAACACCCCGAAAUUACGCGGUUACCUGUACCUUUCCAUUUGAGAAAUGCACCGACAAAGUUUAUGAAAGAGAUGGGGUUCGGAGAUGAGUAUAAGUACAAUCCCAGGUACGAAAACGGAAUUGUACGUCAACUGUAUUUUCCCGAAGGAAUGGAGGAACCAAAGUUUUUGGAAGAUACGCAUUUAGGAACCCUUAGAGAUCCCGAAGUACAAAAGGAACUUUAUGAGCAAGCGAGGGAAGCAAAUGCCGACUACGAGAAGUUCAAAUCUGAUACUCGGAAAUUAAAAGUGCUGGCAUCUUCUCUUCAUCUUAGUAGUGGUAAUGUAAAGGAUGCUGAAAAUGGGGUAGGGAAUGGGUCCAAGAAUAAUGAUGAGAUCAAAGAUUGCUAUGAUCAUCCCAACGGCCAUGGUGGUGAUGAUGAUGAUGAUGAUGAUGCACAUGAUGUCGAUGAUAGCGGUCAUUACAACGGUCUUGCAUCAGUUCGCACAGAUGAAGAUUCGGAUCAAGGACAUCAAGUGGAUAUUGGACUGCUGCCGCAAAUAUCGUUUGACAAAGCAUACGAUAAUUACCAUACUAUUAACAACUUUGGGAAAUCAUAUGACGAAUUUUUGGACCCAGGUUCUCAGCCAGAGUAUUUUGAUGAUGAUGAUGAAGAAGAAGAAGAAGAAGAAGAAGAAGAAGAACAUGAGGUGGGAGCUAAUGAAAAAGAGGAGGCGAAGGAAGUACAAGAGGAAAAGCAAGAUGAUGAAAAAGUAGAAGUUAAGGAGGAAUAG